Messenger RNA from Acinonyx jubatus (cheetah), 4440 nucleotides. Its product is annotated as transcription factor SPT20 homolog. The transcript has a single exon. Gene Ontology annotation, molecular function: transcription coregulator activity. NCBI's taxonomy places the organism in Eukaryota, Metazoa, Chordata, Mammalia, Carnivora, Felidae. Gene Ontology annotation, cellular component: SAGA complex. Bases 257 to 3001 code for a protein of 914 amino acids. The record is from RefSeq and is a predicted model, not a curated record. Gene Ontology annotation, biological process: regulation of transcription by RNA polymerase II.
UCCAGAGCCGCGCGGUGGCGGCUCCGACACGUGUUGUUGGCUUUGGAUGCCCAGAUCGCAGGUAUGUCGUGCGGUGCUUUCCCGGCGCGCGUUUCUUGCCGUCCAUUUGGAAGUUAGGCUGGUGGCUGCACUGUGGAGUGGCGGCGUCUGCAAGACUCUACCUCUACCUCCACGUGAAAGACGGGACCUUCACCCGGCUCUUCAAGGCGCUUGCACUUGCGCUUGCCCUUCUCUUUAGGGCCCCUGUUGUGCCACGAUGCAGCAGGCUUUAGAACGAGCUCUGGACCGUGCGGAGUAUGUCAUUGCCAGUGCCCAGCAGAGGCCUCCUAAAAGGAAAGGCUCAGCGAGUGGGGGCGCAUCUCUGGAUGAAAAACUUUAUGACCUAUAUGUGGAAGAAUGCGGGAAAGAGCCUGAGGCUACGGAGGAAUUAAGAAGCAACGUGAACUUGUUGGAGAAGCUCCUGAGGAGAGAGUCGUUGCCGUGCUUAGUGGUCAACCUAUACCCAGGAAAGGAGGGAUAUUCGCUGAUGCUCGAGGGCGAAAAUGGAUCCUAUUCGGAGACCAUUCGACUGCCUUACGAAGAAGGGGAGUUGCUCGAAUACUUGGAUGCUGAACAAUUGCCUCCUGCUCUGGUGGAUCUCCUGGAAAAAUCUCAGGUUAACUUUUUUCACUCUGGGUGUGUCAUAGCCCAGGUACGGGACUACCGGCAGUGCAGUCGGGAACCUCCCGGCUACGCGAGCAGGCACGUUCUCCUGCGGCCAACGAUGCAGACGUUAGCCUGCGACGUGCAGUCCAUGACCAGCGAUGACCAGACCUGGACCCAGGAAGACAGGCUUUUGCUGGAGAGCCAGCUGAUCUUAGCCACGGCCGAACCGCUGUGUCUUGAUCCUUCUGUAUCAGUAGCCUGCACUGCAAACAGGCUGCUCUAUAACAAGCAAAAGAUGAACACUGGCCCCAUGAAAAGGAGCUUCAAGAGGUAUUCUGCACCCUCCCUGAACCGGCAGCAGGAGCUGUCUCAUCGUCCACCUCCUGCUGAGCUGAGAGUAUGGGCCUCUUGCAAGAAAAGCAGAGAAAGGCAAGCGGGUCCGCAGCACGACCUCAAAAUUUCUAAAGCGGGGAACUGCGUCGAUAUGUGGAAACAGAGACCCUGUGACUUGGCCGUACCUUCCGGAGUGGACGUGCAGAAAUACGCCAGGGGGAAGAAAUCCGCCAGAUACGAUGGCUCGCCACCAACGGCCUGGCCAGCCCACAAGGUAGAAGGUGAUUCCGUAUUGGGCUAUGAAGCUGGCGGUGAGUCUCAGACAGCGCAGCUGACUUCCGUGCAGCCGCCGAAUGACCCACCUUUGUGUGGAAGAAGAAGGCCCUGCAAAGAAGCCAGACGUGAGGGACAGGGGUCUCCUCCGCACUCCUCCACAGACGACCAUCCAGACAGUGUCCGGCCUGGCUCAAAGACGGAUGCUGGGACGGAAGCCAUUCGGUCAGCUGUCUUGGUCCAGCGCAAGGCCAAGUGUCCCGCCACCGCGUCACACGGCUCCAGUGGCCCAGCCAGCCUCAGCCAGCCGCCUCCCGGGAAAGAAACAGCACAGCCUGAGACGGUGUCGGUUUGGUCUUCAGUCCUGGGGAAGGGAGUCAGCCAUCCACCUCUACGCUUCAGACCUUCCUGGAGCUCAGGAGGGACUCGGUCGGGCAACAGUUUCACCCCAGUGGAGGCAAGAGGCUUCUUUAAAUCUCCAGCUCCUGCUCCUGCUCCCGCUCCCGCUCCUGCUCCUCAGCCCCCGAGUCUUUCCCAGAAUUCGUCUGUGGACGUGAAUCGAGUGAGCAUGUUUCCCGCAGCCGCCCUGUCCAGCAGCAGCUCGCCACAAGGAACCCUGGCCCCCCUGGUCACGGCCAACUCCCAGCAGUCCUCUGCGGGAGCGACUCGAGGUAGCACGCUUCCUGCAGCCACACUGUCCACCGCCGGCUCAUCACAGACAACCCUGGCCCCCCCGGUCACGGCCAACUCCCAGCAAUCCCCUGUGAGAGUGAUUCGAGUUAGCAUGCUUCCUGCAGCCACACUGUCCACCGCCGGCUCAUCACAGACAACCCUGGCCCCCCCGGUCACGGCCAGCUCCCAGAAACCCUUUGCGAAACAGGUGACUCAAGUUAGCAUGUUUCCCGCGGCCACCCUACCCACUACCGGCUCAUCACAAAGAAGCCUGGCCACCCAGGUCACGGCCCGCUCCCCUGGCCCCAACAUCAUCCAGCUGGCGGGCCCGGUCUGUGGAGCCCAGGCUUUGGCGAGGGGUUCCAGGCCCGGGCAGGGCUCUACCGCUGGGGCCACAGAUCCUGCGGGAAUCCAGCCCGGCAGCCUGCCCUCGGGAGCUCGGCCACCAAAUGCAGUGCGCACUGCAGCACAGGCUGCGUCUCCAGUCCGCGUUCAGUUUUUUUUAAAAAAUGCUUCAGGCCUCAAGCCGGUGACUCUGCUGGAGCUUCCGCAAGGUUCGCUCCCUUUGAACGCCCAGCAGCAGCCAGAGCAGCGGCUCUAUCAGUUGAUUCCACAAGAACAACUUCAGCAAGCCUCCGCUUCUGGUCCUUGGCAGCCAGUGCCACGGGGUCCCGGUGCCCGAGGCCCAGCCCCUCCAGAGACGGCCUCACCUGCUCAGCAGGCCGUUGUCCUGAACCUCCUGGGACAGGGACGGGGCCGGGGACAGGGACGGGGACAGAGACAGGGACAGGGACAGGGGAGUUUGCUGCAGCCCCAGGCAGCUGUGUUGUCUCUGCUUGGCUGUGCUGCAGAGAACCAGGGAAGAGCCCGGCCGAGCGGCCCUCGGCACACGCUGCAGCUGUCCCCUGCCUCGCAGCCGUGGCCACAGCAGCAGGCGCAACAGCAUAGAAUCUUGCAGCACCCGGUGGCCGUGACAACUGUAGCCACCCAGACGGCUCAGCCUUCUUGGGGCCAGCGGGCCGCAAGCCAGUCCGAAGGUAAAAAGAACAGAGGCCCGCCUUCCCCUCCCAGAUCCUGAGUCUCACUCAUUUCCUCUCUUUAAAAACACCAGAGCGUCGGCCCAAGUGAACUCCGAGGUUUUCCUUCGUUUGGGGUUUUUUGAUUUUUGCUCUUUUAACGUGUCAGCAUCUUACCUUUAGAUGUACGAACUGUACAGAAGCGCAACCUCGUGAGUUUUGCACAGAAACAAGGCAGUGAUUUAAGAAACUGGGAUCGUUUUGCUUAAAGUGAUCGAAGUGCCCAGUUCAGUAGUGCUCAGUAUAUUCACACUGCUGCGCAGCGCGUCUCUAGAAUUGCUUUCAUCCUGCAGAAGCGACGCUCUUGUCCCCGUCAAGCACCAGCUCCCCAUUUCCCUGUCCCCCAGCCCAGGCAUGCACGGUAUCAUUUUCUGUGUCCGCGAGUGUGACUGCUUUAGAGCCUUCGGAUAAAGUGCACUCGUGGAACAGGAGGUGUCCUUCUGUGACUGGCUUACUUCACUUAGCGUAACGUCGUCACCGUCAAGGCUCACCCCUGACGCGUUGUAGCGUGGACGGGAAGGCCAUAGGUUUUUAUGGGGCGCCUGGGUGGCUCGGUCGGUUAAGGGUCUGGCUUCAGCUCAGGUCAUGAUCUCGCGAUUUGUGAGUUCGAGCCCCGCGUUGGGCUCUGUGCUGAGAGCUCGGAGCCUGGAGCCUGCUUCAGAUUCUGUGUCUCCCUCUGUCUCUGCCCCUCCGCUGCUCAUGCUCUCCCCCCGCCCCCCCCCCCCCGUCUCUCUGUCUCUCUCUCAAAAAAUGAGCGAACGUUAAAAAAAAAAAAUGUAAUGGUGUCACUGCACAUAAUCGGUACUGAACUGACCUAUUAAUGUUUAUCUAUUUUUGAGAGAGAGAGAAUGCACGAGUUGGGGGAGAGUCCGAGAGAGAGGGAGACACAGAAUCCGAAGCAGGCUCCAGGCCCUGAGAGUUCAGCACAAAGCCCGACGGCGGGGCUUGAACUCCCAAACUGUGAGGUCAUGACCUGAGCCGAAGUCGGGUGCUUAACCAACUGAGCCACCCGGGCGCCCCUGAAGUGACCUGUUAAAUAGGAGAAACACCUUUCGGAAGAACGUCGUUUGGUGUGUGUCAAAAAGGUUCGCGUGCAGCGUAUUAAAUGCAAUCCUUACGAAUUAGUUUUGAAAGAAACUGUGAAAACUACCAAAAGAUGAUGCUUGUCAGGCUCACAUGGAGGAUGUGGGAGCCCUCCCAACGUGCAGAGUGGCUCAGGGGCACCCGUGUUGGGGGCGGUCCACAGGCUGAGCUCAGCCCUUCUCCUCCAGGUACAAUCACUGGGCCUGAAAAGGCACUUGUGGGAGGUCUUUGCUUUCUCCCUAUCAAAUCAUUUGCUUGUUUUAGAACUCCAGGUUAUUUGCAGAGAUUGAACAGCUAAACAUUUGAAAAUGAGUUUUGUUUGUUUGCUUUUCAAGCGUUUGCUACCUUGGUCACUUCU